This is a messenger RNA of Aspergillus tubingensis, 2406 nucleotides long. RefSeq names its product ubiquitin-protein ligase dscA (gene dscA). The coding region runs from base 1 to 2406 and encodes 801 amino acids. Lineage: Eukaryota; Fungi; Ascomycota; Eurotiomycetes; Eurotiales; Aspergillaceae. The record is from RefSeq and is a predicted model, not a curated record. The transcript has a single exon.
AUGGAUCACCGCGGUUCUUUUUUCUUCUUUCUGGUAGUUUUCUACCUGCUUCUGAGCUCGCAGUCGCAUUCACCUCUGGUCUCUCAGGAUGAAGAGCACCAAAGAGAGCUUGUGAGGGAGCGGAACGCGCUUCACAUGUUGAAUGAGUCUAAGUAUGGCGACUUCGAUCCGGGAACCGACCGAUGGCUCCCAUUUUCGGGUGUCAGGAAGAACGAUAGCUAUGCUUGGGAUCUUCUUCCAGAUGUUCAGGACAGAGCUCGGUUUCAGCUGCGGUCCACCAUGGCUGAAGCGGGCUUGAGGCCUCCCAAGGCCCUUGCCGUGCCUGACGCUUUCUCCGGUCUUAACUUGACCCAAUUACUCCUCCCAGUCUAUCGUAAUGCGACCGGUAAGCUGCGCGGGGAAUGGGUACGCCACAAACAGAACAAACAACAUGCCCUGUUGAACACGACUGCAAUUGCACUGGAGAACGAAUACUUCACGCAUGAGUUCAGUCACAAUGUUACGGGGGAUAGUGGCACUUUCUACCUUGAUCUCCGGGAGGGCGGUGGUGAGGAAGUCCAAUUGCCUGAGGGCCAGGUUCGGGAGAUCCGAGCAACUUUGGCUGUGGAGAGCGGCGAUUUCUGGGGUAACACCUGGUAUCUGUCGCUGUAUGGUGUUCAUUUCCCGGAGACGGGCGCUAUCAUCUUGACUACAACCAGCGAGAAAUUUGGUGGCGUAUUCGCAUUACCACAUUUGAUGAUGUCGCCAGACGCAUACAACCUCACCCACCAGCUUCUCGUCAAAUCCCUCUCGGACACUAUAUCUGAGAAGCAGAAUCGACCUCCUACCCUAUUUCCUUGGUCCUCACUUGUCGGGACGGAGCAGGUGGAAUACCCUGCUCCAAAAUGUGAACAUAUCGUCUACCUCCAGCUGCAUCCCGUCGCGAUUCAUGGCUACCUUACAGAUAAAACGAUCAUCGAGCAGAUAGAACAAGAGCUGAGAUAUCCAAUGGGAGCCCCCAUUCCGUCUCCUCCGCCCUUAGUUAUGUCAGCCGUCGUGUUCUCGCCUGAUUGUGGGUACAUUCUAGAGACUAAGGGAGCUCCUGACUUCCCACCGACAGAAGCACUCUAUCUAUCGGGGCCGAAGAUGGAGGAAUUUGGCAAAUUCUCUGCUCGCAUCAUCUUUAUGAUCUCAGCCUUUUCCGUUGGCCAGAUCGCAUUACUGUUGCGUCAAAUCAAAGAAGCAUCCACGCCAUCUACUAGGAGCCGGAUCAGCUUCUACACGAUCGCGCUCAUGGCGUUCGGCGAUUCAUUCGUACUUGUUUUCAUGCUACUAGAGCUUUAUCCGGCCGUUUCUUUCCUUGUUAUGACAACAGCAUCCUUCUUGACCUUCCUCUCGGUCAGUUAUAUCGGAAUGAAAUUCAUGAUGGAAAUCUGGGCAGUUCAGGCCCCGGAGCGAAGAGAGCAAGAACGUCGACCGAAUCCCACUACGCGAUCAGGGAACCUUCCACUCCCUGCUACUACGACUAGAGUGACUGAUACUGGCGCAACGCCUAUCAUUUUGACCCCCGACCAGGACCCUCCAUCAGAGGAAAACGAGCCUCCUGCGAAUCGGGGCGCUACGCCGACUGCGCAGGAUACACGAGGUGAUGUCGGUGCCAUGUACGCCCGGUUCUACUUUAUCUUGUUUGUCCUCCUUAUCAUAUCUGUCUGGUCUUUCAUUUGGCCAAACCGUAUGGGAGCCAUAUAUGCUCGGACCCUCGGAUUUGUAUAUCUAUCCUUCUGGGUACCCCAGAUAUAUCGAAAUGUUAUGCGCAAUUGCCGCAAAGCACUGCGCUGGGAAUUUGUGGUUGGCCAAAGUUUCCUUCGACUCUUUCCAUUCAUCUACUUUUUGACUGCACGCGGGAAUGUGCUUUUCAUUCGGCCCGACUCAACCACAGCCCUGGCACUGGCUGGCUGGGUGUGGGUUCAGGUCUGGGUAUUGGCUAGCCAGGACAUUCUGGGACCUCGCUUCUUUGUUCCUAGUGGGUGGGCGCCACCCGCCUAUGACUAUCACCCCGUGCUACGCGAUAGCUCUGGAUCCGGCGAUGAUCUUGAGUCUGGCGGAGUCCUUCCAAUCGGGGCCUUGAGGGCUGACGAGCGGGAAUACUCCAUGGAAGCCAAAGAUGAAGAUAAGCAACGGGCGAAAGAUAAGAAGAAGGCAGUAUUUGAUUGUGCCAUCUGCAUGCAAGAAAUCGAGGUUCCCGUCCUUGCAGCUCCGGGCGGUGCUGGCAGUAGCAGCAUGACGGACGGGGCCACGAGUCUCCUCAGCCGACGGACAUACAUGGUCACCCCAUGUCGGCAUAUCUUCCAUAGUACCUGUCUCGAGAGCUGGAUGCGACUUCGAUUGCAGUGCCCCAUUUGCCGAGAGUCUAUUCCACCAGUGUAG